UUGUCCCUCUCCAGGAUCCGUAGUAAACAGUGAUGGCUUCUUCCGAGACACAGUCGCGUUUCGGUCAAUCUGUUAAAGGUUUAUUGUCUGAUAAAGUCACUUCUUGCAGUGGAGAUGUAAUCGCUCUAACCCGUCAAGUGUUGAAAGGAUCCCGGAGCCAAGAACUACUCAGUCAGGCAGCGAGAAAUAUGGUAAUUCAAGAAGAUGCCAUUCUGCAUUCUGAAGAUAGUCUACGGAAAAUGUCUAUUAUAACGACCCACUUGCAAUAUCAGCAAGAAGCCAUUCAAAAGAAUGUAGAACACUCCAAAAACCUGCAGGACCAGCUAAGACACUUGAUGAAGUAAUGGAGCUCUUCUGUGGAUAUAGCCUAUACUCUGGUCUUUCACUGAUUUUUUCAAGCUCAUUUCAUAGCAGAUUGCUCUUUUAGUACAUGCACAGGUCAUCAUCCUCUUCUGUUCUUAUGGCCUGCUUCUUGAUACUCAUGCAAAACAUGCAUUAGAACUUCAAGUGAAGGAUUUUCAUUGAAAGAUUAUUUCCAGUAUUCAUAUUUGUCUUUUUGAAAUCAUAGUCCAAUGUCAAAACAGGUUGCACUGUUUUUGUCUCAUCUUUUAAGCAUACAUUUGUGUAAGAAGAUUUUCUUUUAGACUUUUAGAUCUUGAAUUUAUUGUACACCAACUGUACAAAUUGUAUUUUCUUAAUUUAUUUGUUAUUGUCUCGACUAUAUUUGAAUAUAUUGUAUAAAAUGGCACAAAUAAUUGUUUCUUCACAUUUUGCUAUUUCUUUAUUGUGUGUAAUCUUGGAGCAACUUUAUGUGGAAAACUAUGGCAAAUUGAUGAAAUGUGUCCUUUGUUGAAAGUCCAACAGGGGGGUAAAUGAUAACGUUUAUCCCACAUGCAAAAUCAGCACCCCCGUUUGCAAGGGCAAGCAGAUGGAUGUCCAUGACCUAGAGCGAGGCCUUGAGCAUAACUAUCUACUUCAACAAAGUUUUGACUCUUAUCUGCAAGACUUAAUAUAAUAUAUAUAUACAUAUAUAUAUUUCAGUCAAAAUAUUAGUGAGGGUCAAAAACUAUACUGAUUUCAAAAUAGUAACACGUUGUAUUGUAACAAUUGCAUUUAUAAUCUCUUGACAGUUGCGUAACUUUUUAAUAAAAUGAGUAAUUCAAGAAAGUUAUAAAAACCUUUUAAAAAUGUUGAAAAAAAUAGUUGGUCAUGCAAUGUCAAUAGUUAUAAUAAAUACAAGUUAAUUUUAA
Molecule: messenger RNA, 1250 nt
Organism: Pimephales promelas (fathead minnow)
Lineage: Eukaryota; Metazoa; Chordata; Actinopteri; Cypriniformes; Leuciscidae
Gene: borcs7
Product: BLOC-1 related complex subunit 7
Cellular component (GO): BORC complex
Source: RefSeq, a predicted model, not a curated record